Messenger RNA from Monomorium pharaonis (pharaoh ant), 1290 nucleotides. RefSeq lists its product as uncharacterized. The coding region runs from base 38 to 1219 and encodes 393 amino acids. The transcript is spliced from 3 exons. The record is from RefSeq and is a predicted model, not a curated record. NCBI's taxonomy places the organism in Eukaryota, Metazoa, Arthropoda, Insecta, Hymenoptera, Formicidae.
UUAUUGUUCUCACUUGAAUGCACAUUUAUCAUAUCAAAUGAAUAUGUACAGUGGUCAGUCUCUCCAGCCAGAUACGACUGGACAAACUUAUGACAGUGUGCAUUUUAACAUGUAUUAUUCGAUUCAGCAACCAUUUGCAUAUAAUGUAAAUUAUGGUGGAAAUAUGUAUUAUGUUCAUCCAAGCCAUGUAACGUGUGAUAACAGUACUGUUAAUAAUGCGACAUCAAUCGAUAGAGUAAGAACAAGACAAAAAGAUGAAAAGGCCAUUGAACAGUUCCUUCAAGAAGCAGAACGGGUAGUUCCUACCAAAAGCAAACAGAAAGAUCGUGGUUCUAAGAUCAUGGUCGCUAAGAAUGCGUUGAUAUCGGUGAUCAGAUUAAACAAGCAACUCGAAGCUGUUUGCACGGAGCUCAGGAGCAACAUUAAUUUACCGCAAGCACAAUGGCAAGAAAAGAUCAGUGCCUGUAACGUUGCGAAACACGAAAUCUGCGAAAUUUUAAAACCCAUAAAAGACAUAAACUUUUUGAAUAAAGUCAAGAACGAUUUAGAGAAACGUAAGAAAAAACGUACAAGGCAGCAGCUUAGAAGAAAAGAAUGGAAAAAGGAGAAGUUAAUGAAAGAAGAGAGAAGAGUGAGAUUGCAUGCGGAGGCUGACGCAUGGAUUCGAAAGGAGCAAGCAGUAAUUGAGCGAGAGAAACAAGAGGAGAACUUGCGGAAGGACGCAGAUAUGAUUUUAUCCGACGUUCGAAGUAAGAGAAACGAUGCACGAAAGUAUUUAGGAAUUUUGCAAGAACUGCAAAACUUACGAAGAAUCAAGACAAACAUUGGUCGAACAAGAGGCGAGAAAUUAUCUUUAGCAGCUGAGAAAGCAUUCAAUGAUACCAUCGUUAAAUUAACAGAACAAUGGACUACUUUGGAUCGAAACUAUGCGACAGAAGAACAAGAAUUAAAAUUAACGCUAAAAACGGAUAACGAAAAGAGAAUCGAAAAGCAAACCAAAAAUUUCUUCAAUGAUUGGGAAAAUGUACUAUUUGGUACAAAUAUAUUGGCUGCUGAACAAUCUUACAAAGAUGUAGAUGGUUUUAUCAUGACUCGUGCGGCCUGGGAUAAAUUUAUCAGUUCGGAAAAUGAUGCAACAACGAUUCCAAUUGGAUGGAUAGUGCCUGAAAAACCAUCUUCUGCUGCUUGGCAAAAAUGUCUCAAUAAGGAGACUUCUUGAGAUAAGCAAAAUAAUGUGUCAAUUUAAGUUUAAUUAACAAAAUAAACAAUUUGCUAGAAUAUUUUAAUCAA